Molecule: messenger RNA, 851 nt
Organism: Blastocystis hominis
Lineage: Eukaryota; Bigyra; Opalinata; Blastocystidae
Exons: 1
Coding region: 1-798 (265 amino acids)
Source: RefSeq, a predicted model, not a curated record
AUGCAGGACGAAAUCGAUCGGAAAGAGCGGGAGAAUCGGCGUGAAGCGGAAGAGCAGAUGAAGCGAUACGAGGAAGAGCGGAAGCGGAUUUAUGAAGCGUCGAUGGGGUUCGAUCGAAGCGCGUACAACGAAUCGACGUCGCGAUUGGAGAGCAAAUUGUCGGCGGAGAAGAAGGCGAUGCUGGAAGACCAGCGGAAGCGCGAAGCGGCGGUGAAGAAGGCGAGGCAGCAAGCGAUGGAGCGACUGAAUCAGGAGAAGCUGCAGAGGAAAAUGGAGCAGGACACGUAUCGGAGAUUGGCGGAGCUGCGGCGACCGGCGCCGAAAACGAAGGAGGAGAGAGAUGAGCGGAUUGGGAAGGCGAAGGAAACGAUUGGAGACGGGAAGAAGCGACUGGAAGCGUUGAUGCGGAUGAAGGAGGAAGUGAAGCGAUUGAUUGAGGAGAAGAAGAGGAAGGAGGAGGAGGAGAGGAAGAAGAGAGAAGAGGAGGAGAGAAAGCGGAGAGAAGAGGAGGAGAGGAGAAGAAGAGAGGAGGAAGAAAGGCUGCGAGAGAAGAGAAGAGCGGAGGAAGAGGAAUUGCGGAAGCAGAGAGCGAUCGAAGAGGAGAGGAAGCGGAAAGAGGCGGAGGCGCGACGAGCGGAGUUUGAGAAGGAGAAGGAAGAGCGGAGGAAGAUGAAGCAGGCCAAAGCGAAGGCGAUGGAGGAGCGAUUGGAGAAGGACGAGCUGCGAUUGCUGGAUUGUCGAGAGAAGCUGCUGGCGUUGAGGAAGUUGAUGAAUGAAGUAAAGCGAAGUCAGGGAUGAGUGAAUGAGUGAGUGAGUGAAUAAAUCAUUGAAUGAAUGAGUGAAUCAAGGAA